AAAACACAACCGCUCGAAAUAAACCAUGAACUUCUCUCUAUUCUUCGCUACUGUUCUCUUGACAGCUUUCGCUGCAUCAAAACCAACUACAACAACUACUGAAAAACCAGAUGACUCCUUCGAUCUUGACCUGUUCCUCGGUGCCAUGGGAGAUGGGCAUUUUGCCGAUGGAAAUGGAAAUGUCGACGGAGUUGUUCCAAUGACUCCAAAGAAAUCCGAGAAACUUCCAGGACAAAAGAAAGUAAAGGAUGAAUUUGAGCAACCAGAUGGAGUUGUACCCGAAUUCACUGGAUCUUUUGUUACUGAAAAUCCAGAAACAGCAUCUGCCUCGACUCAAACUUCCGAUGAGGAUACCGAUGAGGAUUACUUCGGAGAAUCUACCGGUGGAGCUGCCGUUGCUGGACCAAUCACCAAUCCAGCUGCCACUUAUCUCGAGGGUUCUGAUUUCGAGAAAGUUACUCAACCAUCCUGCCAAAUGCUCGGAUGCACUGGACCAAUUCCAAACGACGGCUCUUACUCUGCUUUGUCUGCUACUUUGGAUAACAAAGCCUGCAAUCAAAUCUUUGUGGCAAUGAAUGGAUGUACUGAUAAUAAGGGAUAUCCAAUGGGAAUGCUCUGCUCCGUUUGCUGUGAUUGUGCCAACUCUUUUGUACAGGAGAUGAAGAAGACAUUCGGUUACAAAUCAAACAUUCCAACCUCUACAUUCAACUAAAUCAGUUGAUUGUUUGAUGCUCUUCACUUCUAUCAUUUUUCAUCUGUACAUUCAUUCUUCAACUUGCUUCUGCUUCUGUAAUUGUACCUACCAUUUUCUUAAACAAUCGACUACGGGUUCGAUUGCCAAUUUUGCCGGUCUCUUGUAUAUAAUCCCACAUGCUCGCUUUUGCCCAAAAAACACUGGUUUGUAAAUAAAUACUUUGAUACAUU
Molecule: messenger RNA, 924 nt
Organism: Caenorhabditis elegans
Lineage: Eukaryota; Metazoa; Nematoda; Chromadorea; Rhabditida; Rhabditidae
Gene: F45D3.4
Exons: 2
Coding region: 26-712 (228 amino acids)
Source: RefSeq, marked reviewed